This is a messenger RNA of Leptopilina boulardi, 822 nucleotides long. It is a transcript of the gene Obp1, whose product is annotated as general odorant-binding protein 69a-like. The record is from RefSeq and is a predicted model, not a curated record. NCBI's taxonomy places the organism in Eukaryota, Metazoa, Arthropoda, Insecta, Hymenoptera, Figitidae. Gene Ontology annotation, molecular function: odorant binding. The coding region runs from base 98 to 517 and encodes 139 amino acids. The transcript has 6 exons.
CCCGUUCCAAUGUCUUUAUAUAACCUUACGAUUUUUUUUUUCAAAAUACAUUUUUCAUUAAGCCACUGGAUCAUUCAAUACAAAACUCGUAUCAAAAAUGAAAGGAUUUGGAUCUACAAUUGUAUUUUGCAUUUUAGUGCAAAUCGCAUUUGGAAAGAUACCAGAAUGGCUCCCUCCAGAUAUGAUGGACAUGGUUCAAGGUGAUAAAAAUAGGUGUAUGAGUGAACAUGGAACAUCACAAGCUGUAAUUGAUGAUGCUAGUGAAGGUAAAUUUAUAGAAGAUCGCAGCUUAUCGUGCUACAUGUACUGUUUAUUCGAAUCUUUCAGUUUGGCAGAUGAAGAUGGAAAUGUAGAUGCAGAUUUAUUAAGUAGUUUAAUGCCUGAACACAUUCAAACUGCUGCUUUAGAUGUAUUUGGAGCCUGUGGUAAUGCAGCGGGAUCCGACCCAUGUGACAAAUUUUAUAAAAUGGCCGUAUGUGCAUAUGCAAAACGACCAGAUAUUUGGUUCAUGAUUUAAGAAUUAAUAUCAAAAUCAACGAAUAUUCCUUUUCAAAUAAAAAAAAAGGAAUAAAAUGAGAAUAGAAUAUUCAGUGAAUUAUUCAAUUAAUGAUGAAGAUUUAGUUAAAAUGUAAAUUAAACAUAUUUAUUUAAUUUAAAUUCUUAAUUAAACUAAAUCAUUAUUUAUCAGGAUUUAUUAAUUUAGUUUUAGUUAAACUGAAUAAGGAUUUAUUUACUUUUAAUUUUAAUUCAAAUUUAUAUGUAAAUUUAGGAAUGACAUGUCCUAUUUAUUGUAAAUAAUUAAUAAAGAAUUUUUAAAUUCGG